UCUGCAGCUGUCAGGCAUGUUUCUGUGCAGGGGAUGGAGGGGCGUCCCUGGAGUCAGCCUCAGGCCACGGGGCACCAUACCCACCCCAGCCAGGGGGAGAUCGGGGUUGGGGGUCCCCAGGAGCUCACACCGGGCCCUCAGUGCCACUGCUGGUCUCCUGAAGCAAGAUGAUUUCUUUAGAGAAUUAGACCGAGAAUUCGUCAAGUUCCACAAGAAACUGAAGGAGAGUCUGCCGUCCAGCGACUGGAGCCCCCUCGCCCCCACGGCAGAGCUGCCCCCCGAGAGGGCAGAUAUCGUCAUCGUCGGCGGAGGAGUGAUCGGCUGGUCCAUCGCUUAUUGGCUGAAGCAGAAGUCCCGACGUGACGCCCUGAGGGUGGUGGUGGUGGAAAGAGAUCCGACGUACACUCGUGCCUCCACGGUCCUGUCGGCGGGGGGCAUCCGGCAGCAGUUCUCCCGACCCGAAAACAUCCUCAUGUCCCUCUACUCCGCUCAGUUCUUGCGUAAUAUUAAUGAACACCUCGGCGUGGCCAAUGAGGAUCCAAUAGACAUUCAGUUUAAUCCGUCUGGGUACCUCUUCCUGGCCAGCGAGGAAGGCGCUCACAUACUGCACGAUAACUACACCGUUCAAAGGGAACAUGGCGCCCAGGUGACGCUCCUCUCCGUGGAGCAGCUGAAGAAGAAAUUCCCCUGGAUCAGUACUCAUGGAGUGGCACUCGCGUCCUAUGGGCUUGAGAACGAGGGCUGGCUGGACCCGUGGUCUCUGCUCAACGCGUUCCGGCGUAAGGCCAUCUCUCUGGGAGCGUUCGCGUGCCACGGGGAGGUGACCGAGUUGAAGAUGAGCGUCCGUGAAAUGGUGACCAGCGACGGCGAGCCGGUGAAUUUCGGCAGAAUAAAAAGCGUGAUUGUCCAGGCGCCAAACAGCCUUGAGACGCAGGCGGUGGAGAGCGCCAUUGUGAUUAACGCGGCCGGCGCAUGGUCCUCGCAGGUGGCCGAGCUGGCGGGUAUCGGGAUCGGCCACCCAGACUCGCUAGAAGGAGUCAAAUUACCCAUCGAGCCCAAGAAGAGGUACGUCUACGUCUUCCACUGCCCCGAUGGGCCGGGUUUGGACUGCCCGAUGCUGAUUGACCACACUGGGGCGUACUUCAGGAGAGAGGGUUUUGGAGGAAACUACAUUGGGGGCAUGUCCCCUCCCGAGGAGGAAGAGCCGGAUAUCAGUGACCUGGAAGUGGAUCAUGACUUCUUCCAGCAGAAAUUGUGGCCGCUGCUGGCCAAUAGGGUGCCCGCGUUUGAAUCUUUAAAGGUGAAAUCGGCAUGGGCCGGGUACUAUGACUAUAACACCUUCGACCAAAACGGGGUGCUGGGGAUACACCCGCUGGUGAACAACAUGUACAUCGCGGCGGGGUUUAGCGGACAUGGCCUGCAGCAUUCCCCCAGCGUGGGCCGCGCCAUCGCCGAGCUCAUCUUGGACGGAGACUUCCAAACGCUGGACCUCAGCGCCUUCUCCUUCCGCAGGUUCUGCACCGGGGAGCCCGUGCUGGAGAGCAACAUCGUGUGAGGGGCACAAGAGGGCGGCCGGACCCCUUCCCCCGCUCGCUGCCGUUUUAUAGCCGCCAUACGGUAUUUUUAAUCGCGGCUGCAAGAAUCGGACGAUAUUACAGUCACCGGGCCAAAGAUCAACGUUUUCUCAUUUUGCUGCUAAUUCUGAGCUAAACCAGAAAAUUAAACAAAAGCUUCCGUUAA
Spea bombifrons (plains spadefoot toad) is the source of this 1740-nucleotide messenger RNA. It is a transcript of the gene FOXRED1, whose product is annotated as FAD dependent oxidoreductase domain containing 1. Gene Ontology annotation, molecular function: oxidoreductase activity. The transcript has 11 exons. Lineage: Eukaryota; Metazoa; Chordata; Amphibia; Anura; Pelobatidae. Gene Ontology annotation, cellular component: cytoplasm. Bases 17 to 1555 code for a protein of 512 amino acids. The record is from RefSeq and is a predicted model, not a curated record.